UUAAAAUAUCUCUUCCCCUCCCCCAUGGUUUUCUUUAGGACUGCCACUGUUGAGUCUGUGGGAUUAUGAAUCAGCAGCAGCAGAGAAUGGCUGCAGUUGGGACAGACAAAGAACUCAGUGACCUGCUGGACUUCAGUAUGAUGUUCCCCCUGCCAGUGGCUAAUGGAAAAAACAGACCCACGACGCUAGCGAGCACGCAGUUUGGCGGAUCAGGUUUGGAUGAAAGACCGGGAUCAGGUUCCUGGGGUGCAGGAGAUCAAAACAGCUCCACAUUUGACCAAGGAAGGGGCUAUGGUGAAGGCUCCCAUUAUGGAGAACACAGGGACCUAUCAUCUCACAACAGCAUAUCUUCAUCACCAUUCCUGGGAUCUGGACUUGUAGGGAAGAGCGGUGAAAGACCUCCCUAUUCAACGUUCAGCAGAGACACAGGGAUGCCAGGACUAAAUCAGACUGGUUUCCUGCCCAGUGAAAUGGGAAUUGCAAGUCCAACCACACUUUCCCCCACAGGGGUGAAGGGAGGGUCUCAGUAUUAUUCUUACCCAAACAACCCUCGUAGGAGAGGUGCUGACAGCAACAUAGAUGGACAGCCUAAAAAGGUUCGGAAGGUGCCUCCAGGUCUGCCCUCGUCGGUGUAUCCAUCCAACUCAGGUGAUGACUACAGCAGGGAUCCAGCUGGAUAUGCCCCCUCGAAACCUCCCAGCACUGUGUAUCCUGGAGCCUUCUACAUGCCAGAUGGACUUCAUAACUCGCCAGAUCUGUGGAGCUCGUCCAGCACCAUGAGCCAGUCGAGCUAUGGAGCCAUGCUGGGUGGCUCCUCGGCCCCUCUCCCGCAGUCCGGUGGCUUCAAUAGUUUACAUCAGCACGAACGGAUGAACUACCCGAUGCAUUCAGGAGAAGUUAAUGGCGGACUUUCCUCUGUGUCUGGCUUUCCUUCUGCCUCCACCCCUUAUGGCGUGCCCAGUCAUACGCCACCGAUCAGUGGGACAGACAGCAUGAUGGGCAACAGAGGAACCACAGCUGGGAGCUCAGGGGAUGCGCUCGGGAAAGCAUUAGCUUCAAUUUAUUCCCCAGAUCAUUCUAGCAAUAACUUCUCUUCAAACCCCUCCACCCCCGUGGGCUCCCCUCAGGGGCUUGCAGGCACUUCCCAAUGGCCGCGAGCAGGCGGACAGGGUGCCUUGUCUCCUAGCUAUGAAGGGACUCUCCACACGUUACAAAACAAAAUGGAAGACAGAUUGGAUGAAGCCAUCCAUGUGCUGAGGAACCACGCGGUGGGCCAGACGGCUGCCAUGCCAGCCAACCACGGAGAUAUGCACGGCCUGCUGGGAUCGGCCCCUGGUCACAGCGCCUCAGUGGGCGGGCUCAGCCAGGCCUUCCCCACUUCAGUUAUGCCUCUAGGGAACAGGCAUUCAAGUUUGGUGGGAGGAAGUCACCCCGAAGACGGACUAUCCAGCAACCCCAGCAUGCUUCACAACCAUGUUACACUUCCCUCGCAGCCCAGCUCGCUCCCCGAUCUCAGCAGGCAGCAAGACACAUACAGCGGCUUGACGGGGCUGGGCAGAGCCAGCGUCUCCUCGGGAACCAGUGAAAUAAAGCGGGAAGAGAAGGAGGACGAGGAGAACACGUCAGUGGCCGAUAACUCGGAAGAGGAGAAGAAGGAAAUGAAGCCGUCGCGGAACAGAACAAGGUGCUCUUUGAACAGUCAAGAUGAGGAUGAGGAGGACGAUCUUCUUCCCCCAGAGCAAAAAGCCGAGAGGGAGAAAGAGAGGAGGGUCGCCAAUAAUGCCCGUGAGCGUCUGAGGGUCCGUGACAUCAACGAGGCCUUUAAAGAGCUCGGACGUAUGUGCCAACUCCACCUUAACAGCGAAAAACCGCAGACCAAACUGCUAAUCCUACACCAGGCCGUAUCAGUCAUACUGAACCUGGAGCAACAAGUUAGAGAGCGCAAUCUGAACCCUAAAGCAGCCUGCUUGAAGCGUCGGGAAGAGGAGAAAGUGUCCGGAGUAGUAGGAGAUCCCCAGAUGACACUUUCAGCUUCACACCCUGGUCUAGCAGAUGGUCACAACCCCGUUGGACACAUGUGAAGAUCUUUUUGUUCCCCGGAUACAGAGAUGGGUAGGAAGCAAACCCUCGGUGUGACCUGCAACCUUCUUGAACCAUAAACUUUAGUACUGCUAAUACUGACACACGAGAGAGGAGCCUGGCAUGCGUUAAGGGGCGUUAAAAAGAAACAAACACUUGGUCAAAAACAAAACAAAAAAUUGCCUUAAGUAUAAAGUAUGGACCCGUCAAUACAUAUCACUCAGUUAACAGGGGGAGCGUCAUGUUCUCUUGGCUUGGUCUCAAGCAGCCAGCAGCAAAAUUGUGCCUAAGCUUAAUAUUUCUUUUUUUUUUAAAAAAAAGAACAUUAGUUAUGAGAUUUUUUAGGUAGAACAAAAUAGCAAUGCCUUUUGGUUUUUUUAGCUUCUUUUGCAUAUGUUUUGUAAGCAACAAAAAAUAAUUUUUUUGUAUAAAAAAAAAAAAAAAAGUCUUGUACCCCAUGCUUUUCUGCUGCUGUUUCUAUAGUUGAUGUUGCAUCUUUAGGAUCAACCAGAAUAUUAAAAUUGUAUUAAAAGAGACUGGAUAUAAAAAAAAGAUUCUCAGAUUUGGCUCUGAAAGCCACUAAGUGCGAAUGUAGCCACGGGGGGAUUUGUUCUUUGCCUGGCUUGUACCUUCCAGUGUAAAAACUCACGUGCUGAAUUCAUCAUCUCUGCUUUGGCCACAUCUCAUUUGGGAAAAGGAGGUUAAACGACAAAGCAAGAUACGGCAGCUGACAUCAGUGGUUCUCUGGUUUCUCCCAGCCUCGGUAACAAGGACUCACCUUGGGGGGGACGGGGGAGGGGGGUGCCUGUGCAAUUUGCUUUUCAUUCGCAGGGGUCCCUGGAGACUUGGGCUCCUUCGUGGGAGGCGAGAGUGAGAAGUGAAGAGGCAAAGAGCACAGCUGUCUUCUGGAGCUUCGCUGCUAAAGCAGAACCUGUGGCUGUGAUUGGCAGAAAGAGCUGCCAAUAGAGAGAGAGAAUGGAGCCGGGGGAAAAAGAGAAGCUGGGGUAUUGGUAUGUGAAGAAGCGACAUACCACUUACAGGAGAACCCAGGGCUGAGAGGGGGACACCUCUUUCCCACGCAGCUGAGCAAAUCAUCCACCGUCAGAGCCACUUCCAUGGGAGGAGGGGGGAGAGACAUGCCGAACAAAGAGAGGAGACAGAACAAAAAUGGAGAGUGGGAUGGAGAACAGGCAGAACAAAGACACCAAGGAAACAAGGCAAAGAGAACAAAGAACUGAGUGUGGUGCAAAUGAAAAAGCAGCUGAGCUGGAGGCUGUGGAGCAGCCUGGCGUGGCGUUGGCCGUGGCCAGCCAAGAAACCUCAGCCUAGGUUCUGGGUAGAGAACGGGGAGCUGGAGCAUGGGCAUGAGAGACGCCUUCACAGCAGCACCUGGCGGUAAGAAGCGGGGAUUCUCCAGCCCAUCUGGACAGAGCGUCUCUGCAAGGAGGCAGCUCCUGUCACUUUGUAUUUGGAACUGACCACUUGAAAGAGCCACAGGCAGCUGCAGCAGGGUUAUUUCCCCGCCAUUUCCCCUGUUUAACCUGUGUCAAAACUAGCUGCUGGCUUAUCUCCAAAGCACCCUCAGAAGCGACUUUCUUGGCAGUCAGCUCUUUUAUCCGCAGUUUCCCCGCGGGCACUGGCUGGACAGAACCACUUCCUGUGCGUGUGGAUUUUAGCCUUUGGAGGCAAAGGGAUGCUGCUCCUUUUCCAUACUGCUCCCAGAGAGGAAAGCGCACAGGUUUUCCCUCUCCUAGCAAGAGCUUCGUGGCAUCCUGCGGUGCUGGGCAGCAAAGAAACAGUCCCCCACCCCUUGAAAGGGACCGCAGCAGCUUUACUUUCCCUUCGAGGACAUGCUGGCUUUCUAGGGUCACUUGGCUGUUUGCUUUGCUGUGCCAGGACCCGGACCCCUCGGUGCAUAUGCUAGAGCCCUUGGUGGGCGAGAUGCCCCAUUGCACUCUGGGAGGACGAAUGAAGUGACGUGCUGAGCGUGGGCCGUAUCGGCAGACCCUGGUUCCACGGAGCAGAGCUGACCCAGAGGUGAUGGGGCUGAGCUGGGCUGGAAUGAGAGCGGCUCCAAAUGCUUCAAAUUUGUGACACUCCCCUUCCCACCACCCUCACCCACCCAACACACCCACUCACCUCCAAUAAAAUGUGGGAAAUUGUCACCAUGUCCCCCCCCCACCUUCCCCCAAACAAACACACAAAAAAAGCAGGUCUGAAAUAUUUGAUGACCAACCCUGUCCAGCUCUGCCUACAGCCUGGGCUGGCUCCGCUCCUGUGGGUUCUGCCUGGGCUAAUGCCUGCAGCAGGGGAAGGAGGUGUUAAACCUGCUUAUUAAUGCAAUCUGGCCCCCUGCCCCAAGGCAGCGCCAUAGAGCCACAUGUUGCUGAGUGUGAAUCUCUAUCUCCUUGGCUGGGCGGAUGAGGCAUCUGUCUCCUGAGUUUGAGGUAGCAGGGUGGCUUGGCUUGUUGGAUCACUACAUGGUUUAUCGUUCAGCUUCCUGCGAGGACAGGGGCUAGCAAAGCAGGUGAGGGCUGUUUCAGUGGGUCCUUCCUCUUUCUCCUCCUUCCUCGUUCUUCUCACUUCUUUAAUUCUGUGGACCUGGUGCUUGGGGUAAACCAUUUUUUGCUACCCUAUAGUCGGUCUAGGGUGUCCCCUCUGAAGGAAGGAGGAGGGUUGAUGGGUGGGAUUGGAUAUCUUGGCACAUCCUCCUCACUGUGGGCUUUGGCUUAAGCUUCUGGCUUUCCUCUGCUGUGACGUCUGAAGCACAAGGCCAGGGCAGGUAUCGCUGCCUCACCCCUCUCCCCCAGUGGUCUAGGGAGUGCUUCAGCACCUCUGAAAGUCAGGCGCGUGGUCUCCAGGACGGUCUCAUUCUGUGGUGGUGCCCAGGAUUUAAUUCUGGAGUCAAUCACAAAUUUGGCAACAGGGCAGGAUGAUUUCUUCCUGCCCACCCCCUUGCGCUGGGCAUCCAGAACAUCUGAUUCCCGCAAACACAACGCUCCAGGGACUUUCUGCAGAGGACAGCGCUGCCCGAUGGCAACUCUGGGAUGUGCCCAUAGGGCUGCAGCCCUGUUCUGUGCAGGCUCUAGGCUCCCCUCAGGUUACAGGAACUGUGUUCGUGUGGCCCCUGCAGUGUUGGAAUUCAGCUGCUGCUUGCUUGUGUGGACAGGGUUAAAACUGAGCACGCCUGGUAGAGGAAGCCUGUUUCAGCCUGCGUAACUACCAGAGUUAAAAUACCGCUACUUCCCCUGGGGUCUUCUGCCUGCACCAGCGAGGAGAGAAAAAUUUGAAGGGCAAAUGGGGGUGAAUCUUGGCUAAGCCCCCAUUGUCAGGUGUUUUGGGGGCGGGGGAGACAGUAGGUCAGUCUGCAGUGUUUGACCCUGCUCUUUGUAUCGCUCACCCGAGGCAACGCUGUCCAUAAAGUAUUUCCAUGCUGCCUGUCUCAAAAUCUGCCACUCACUGAAUCCUUCCAGUGUUGCUGAGGGAAUUGGGCCUUGUCCUCAGAUCACAGCCAGCCAGAGUUUUAUAAAGGAUCUUAGUUCAGCUGCACCUUGGCCAUAGCCCCGUCCGCACUGCCAGCCUCCACCCUCCCUCGCUGCAGCCUUAGUCGUCCUCCCCAGAAGGCCGAGGUAGUGCAGGAGCCUUCUCCCAAGCCACAUCUGGAAUGCAGCCGGGUUAAGGCGGCUGCUCUUUAAACCUAGGUUAGAAAACAGACAGGGCUGGCACAGCCCUCUGCUGUCUAAAGCUAACGAGAGUGAAGACCAGAGCUGCCGUGGUCUGCCCCUGUCGAGCUCACCUGCAAAACCGUGAUUUGCCAUGUUACUCUAACUGGAGGACAAUGGCUGCAAUAGGGAACAGAAAUAGCUGGCGCGUCCUUUUGGCCAGACUGGGCUUCCAUUCUUGACAGGGAACUUUCCCUCCUCACUGUAAUUGAGAUUUUUCUUUGGGGAGAAUCUGUGUCUUUUGAGAUGAGAGGGUUGAAAAUGCUUAUUAUUUUUCCA
Molecule: messenger RNA, 6080 nt
Organism: Chelonoidis abingdonii (Abingdon island giant tortoise)
Lineage: Eukaryota; Metazoa; Chordata; Testudines; Testudinidae
Gene: TCF3
Product: transcription factor 3
Biological process (GO): regulation of transcription by RNA polymerase II
Cellular component (GO): transcription regulator complex; chromatin
Molecular function (GO): protein dimerization activity; RNA polymerase II cis-regulatory region sequence-specific DNA binding; DNA-binding transcription factor activity, RNA polymerase II-specific
Source: RefSeq, a predicted model, not a curated record